AUGCCGAGUGUUUCGCUUUCGACGUCUGACAUGUGUCCGCCCACACCACGCUCACCGCACACCUCAAAUUUAAUUUCAGAAGCUCGUUUUUCAAUAUUGUAUCCAAGUUCAAAUUCCCUACGAACAUGCGGCCAAACGAAUCGAAACGAGAAAACACCCAACGAGAUCCGAUUGCGGCAUUCAAUGUCUACAGUAAAUGUCUCAAUCGUCUCAUUUACCGAGUUUCAAUACCCGUCGGUUGAUUGCAUUUCCACCAACCAGCCGCCACGACGUGCGAGCCGCUCAAAUAAAAGCGAACAAUGGCUAUGGGCCGUAGACGGACCAAAUCGAUAUUAA
This is a messenger RNA of Pochonia chlamydosporia 170, 336 nucleotides long. RefSeq lists its product as hypothetical. NCBI's taxonomy places the organism in Eukaryota, Fungi, Ascomycota, Sordariomycetes, Hypocreales, Clavicipitaceae. The transcript has a single exon. The record is from RefSeq and is a predicted model, not a curated record. The coding region runs from base 1 to 336 and encodes 111 amino acids.